Molecule: messenger RNA, 4047 nt
Organism: Abrus precatorius (Indian licorice)
Lineage: Eukaryota; Viridiplantae; Streptophyta; Magnoliopsida; Fabales; Fabaceae
Product: mitogen-activated protein kinase kinase kinase YODA-like
Exons: 12
Coding region: 486-3176 (896 amino acids)
Biological process (GO): protein phosphorylation
Molecular function (GO): protein kinase activity; ATP binding
Source: RefSeq, a predicted model, not a curated record
AAGAGAGACCCUCUUCUUCGAUGUCGAGCAGAAGAAUAUACACUACUCUCUUUCACACCUUCUCUCUCUUCUUCUUCCGUACGCGAUCUCUUACACUGUCUUUCAAUUCCUAAUUUUUUUAUCACCCAUCGCUGCAAAUCUCUCUUCGUUCUCUUGCAUUUUCGAUUUUCCGGUCUUUCUCUCUUUGGAAGAGUUUGAGUUGUUGUUUUUUUCAUACUUAGAUUUGAGCUGAAUAUGACACUGUGGUGUUGAGUUCAGAUUCACGCGUUGAGAAAUUCGAAGUUUUUUAGCAACCAUUUCCAUCACCAAAUUCUGUCUGACUCCAACUGCUCUUGGAAUUAUUGAAUUCUGCAUUGGUGAGGGUUUUGGCAGCAUCAUAAUGCUUAUGACCCCAUUUACUAAUUUGAAAUGAUAACUAUUUCAAACUAGUAAUGGGAUUCUUUUAAGAAACUUGGUUCCCACAUUUCAAUCUAUAAAAUACAAAUAUGCCUUCAUGGUGGGGGAAAUCGUCAUCGAAAGAAACCAAGAAGAAAGCAACUAAGGAAAGUUUUAUUGAUGCAUUUCACCGGAAAUUUAAAAUCCCAUCUGAAGGUAAACCAAGCAGUAGAUCUGGAGGAUCACGGAGACAUUGCAAUGACUCAAUUUCAGAGAAAGGGGCUCAGUCUCCUUCUGAGUCAAGAUCUCCGUCACCUUCCAAAGUGGCAAGGUGUCAAAGUUUUGCUGAAAGGCCUCAUGCUCAGCCACUACCCCUUCCUUGCCUGCACCCAUCAAGUUUAAGCCGAGCAGAUUCUGAAAUUAGCAUAUCUUCCAAAGCAAGACUUGAAAAGGUCUCCAAACCAUCGUUAUUUCUUCCACUACCAAAACCUGCAUGCAUGCGUGGCAGACUGAACCCUGCAGAUUUGGAUGGAGAUCUGGUCACCGCUUCAGUCUCUAGUGAGAGCUCUGCUGAUAGUGAUGAACCAGUGGACUCUCGCAAUCGUAGUCCCCUGGCAACUGACUCUGAGACUGGGACUAGAACUGCUGCAGGCAGUCCUUCCAGCUUGAUGCCUAAGGAUCAAUCAAGUACUAUUUCCCAAGUAAAUUCAAGAGAAGCCAAAAAGCCAGCAAACAUUCUGGGUAAUCAUAUGUCUUCUACUUCACCAAAACGGAGGCCUCUAAGCAACCAUGUUCCAAAUCUGCAGAUUCCUCCCCAUGGUGCUUUCUGUAGUGCUCCUGACAGUUCCAGGUCAAGUCCGUCAAGAAGUCCAUUGAGAGCAUUUGGCACAGAACAGGUGUUGAACUCUGCUUUUUGGGCUGGAAAGCCAUAUUCAGAGGUCAAUUUAGGUGGAUCUGGACACUGCUCAAGUCCAGGUUCUGGACACAAUUCUGGGCAUAAUUCAAUGGGAGGGGACAUGUCUGGACAGUUAUUUUGGCAACCAAGCAGGGGUAGCCCUGAAUAUUCACCUAUACCUAGCCCUAGAAUGACUAGCCCUGGUCCAAGCUCUAGAAUUCAGAGUGGAGCUGUUACACCUAUUCAUCCCAGAGCUGGGGGAACACCCACUGAAUCACAGACAGGAUGGGUUGAUGACGGAAAACAACAGAGUCAUCGAUUGCCCCUUCCUCCCUUAGCAGUUACCAAUUCUUUGCCUUUCUCUCAUUCAAAUUCUGCAGCAACAUCUCCAUCUAUGCCAAGAAGUCCAGGAAGAGCAGAUAAUCCAAUAAGCCCUGGAUCACGCUGGAAAAAAGGAAAGCUGCUUGGCAGAGGCACAUUUGGACAUGUCUAUGUUGGUUUUAAUAAGGAAAGUGGUGAAAUGUGUGCAAUGAAGGAGGUAACUCUGUUUUCAGAUGAUGCCAAAUCUAAAGAAAGUGCUAAGCAAUUAAUGCAGGAAAUUACCUUGUUAAGCCGAUUACGACACCCAAAUAUUGUGCAGUAUUAUGGUUCUGAAACAGUAGACGACAAGCUUUACAUAUACCUGGAAUAUGUAGCAGGAGGCUCCAUAUAUAAACUGCUUCAAGAAUAUGGACAGUUUGGUGAACUAGCUAUUCGUAGUUUUACUCAACAAAUUUUGUCUGGACUUGCGUAUUUACAUGCUAAAAAUACUGUCCAUAGGGACAUCAAAGGAGCAAAUAUACUGGUAGAUACCAAUGGCCGGGUCAAGUUGGCAGACUUUGGCAUGGCAAAGCAUAUAACGGGGCAAUCAUGUCCAUUAUCAUUCAAGGGAAGCCCUUAUUGGAUGGCUCCUGAGGUUAUAAAGAACUCUAAUGGUUGCAACCUUGCUGUUGAUAUAUGGAGUCUUGGAUGUACAGUUUUGGAAAUGGCUACAACUAAACCUCCUUGGAGUCAAUAUGAAGGGGUUGCUGCUAUGUUCAAGAUUGGUAAUAGCAAGGAACUCCCAACAAUUCCAGAUCAUCUCUCUAGUGAAGGAAAGGAUUUUGUUAGGAAAUGUCUGCAACGAAAUCCACAAAAUCGCCCUCCAGCCAGUGAAUUAUUGGACCACCCUUUUGUAAAAUGUGCUGCUCCUUUAGAAAGACCUAUCCUGGGUCCUGAAGCUUCAGAUCAGUCAUCUGGGGUCACACAAGGGGCAAAGGCUCUGGGCAUUGGACAAGGAAGGAAUCUUUCUGCAUUGGAUUCGGAUAGAUUGGCUCUUCAUUCCUCUAGGGUUUUGAAAACUAAUCAUCAUGCGAGUGAAAUCCAUAUUCCAAGGAAUAUAUCUUGCCCGGUCUCUCCCAUUGGAAGCCCACUGUUGAGGUCAAGAUCACCACAGCAUAUGAGUGGGAGAAUGUCUCCCUCUCCUAUAUCUAGCCCUCGGACUGCUUCUGGUGCCUCCACACCUCUAAAUGGUGGUAGUGGUGCUAUUCCAUUUAGCAAUCACUUAGUUUACAUUCAGGAGGGUCUUGGGAACCUGCCAAAGUCCUUAAACAGUGGCUACGCUAGUGGCUCUGCUCAUCAUGACUCAAAUGUUGACAUUUUUCGAGGAAUGCAAAAGACCUCUCACAUUACAUCAGAACUGGUUCCAAGUGAAAAUGAUGUUCUUGGGAAGCAUUUUGCAAGGCCUCCUCAUAAUGAGCCAUACGAUGUUCAAUCAAUCUUGGCUGAUCGCGUCUGCCGGCAGCUGCUGGGGGAACAUGUAAAGAUUAACCCAUCCCUUGAUCUGAGUCCCAACUCGUCUUUACUCAGCCGAGCAAAUGGUUUAUGACACUGAAAUUUUCAUGGGCCCACUUCCAUAAGGAUGUCUUUGAAGGUUGUCAGACUACCUUUUGGUUACGACGAACUAUUCAUUGUUCUGUUUGCUGAGGAGGUAAUUGUAAAAUAAGGAGCCAAAGCAUAAGAGUAUCAGUGUAAUAAAUUUGGAUCUGAGAAUAGGUGAGCUGGGGCACACAUAAUUCCAUUUUGCAUGGCUUCAGGCUCAAGGCUUUUGGAGUUCAGGUCCUUUCAGGUGAAGUGCCAAACUAAGCUAUAGGAUGAAACUUGCUGACAUUUGAUUUGUUUAUAUCAAUUGAAACAAAUGCUCACUCAUUGGCAAAGAACAGCAUCAAUGCAAUGAUGAUAAUUAGAGAGCUUGAGUUUCUCUCCGUGCCUAAUAUAUGAGGAAGGUUUAAUGUUAAUAUUAGCUCAAGAAAUGAGUUUUUCUAAUCAUAUGUAUGCAGUUCCUUCGGUUAAAGAAUCCAUGCAAUGACAAAUGUAUCUUUUAAAACAUCAUAUAGAUGCCAAAAAAGCGAAAUUGGUACAAAAUUUAGCUUCUAGACUAUUUUUUGAGAGGUGAUAUUGGUGUACAGAAGAUGGGAGACUGUAUUGUGAUUCUGAAUUUAUUGAUGGGAAGCCAAGGAUUUGUGGAACUCAUGCAUCUCUUGCUUAAUUGCAUGCUCAGAUGUAUUACCGUGUCAUGAUACACUCUUCAACUGGAUAUUUUGUAAAUUAUUAUUUGAAGUAAAAAUCCAAGAUAUAUGAUUUGUGAUCCUCUCAUCUGGUUUAUACUGUGGUUGUUAUCUUGCAUGAGCAUUAUGUUAUAUAGGCACUACCAAUUAGAAACACGAUGUAUUAAAAUUAAAGUCCAUGUUGAGGUUAUU